UGCUUGCUCAAGGCAUCAUGAUUCAUCAAUUCACUUCCAUUCAUAAAUAUGUUGGGCAGGCUUACUAGGUCCUUUCCCCUCCAACAUGCCAGUAGAUAUAAAGUACAAAAGUUGUACUCCGUAUGCAUAGAAUAAACCUCAACACGUCUCUCAUUCUCAAAAGGCUACGUCCUCCGUUUCCUGCAUUUCGUGAAAGAGGUCUCAAAACAACAGCUAAAAGAAUGUCUACCUUUCAAAUCCCAGAUAGUAAAGUGCAGGUAUCACUCUGUGAAGGUAUCACCAAGGAUGAAUUAUUGAGAUUUCCCGCCUUUGAAGUACAUACGAAACCCUCCUCAUUACCCCUCUUUACAAUAUUUACUAACAUUAUCUUCCUUCAAAGUCAUGGCACAGUCGCCUCACCGCAUCUCUUGCCCUACAAGACCGAUCCUCUGAUCAUCCAUUCUAUUCCGAUCCAUACCGUCUUCGUUCUAUCAAAAUUCAAUCACUCGACCGGUGGGGUAGCCGCAUCGGUUUCAUCAAGAUUAGUAGCAAAAUCGCAAAUGGAGCAGGCGAAACUCUGCCUGGGGAUAUCUUCCUCCGAGGACCAAGUGUGGGAAUGAUGGUUAUCGUUCAACCUGAAGAUGUAAAGGGUCCUGAUGAAGAAAGAUGGGUAGUAAUGACUGUUCAACCUCGACCUGCUUCAGGAAGUUUGGCAUUUAUCGAGUUACCGGCUGGUAUGGUUGAUGAUGGAACAUUUAAAGGUGCAGCUGCAAAGGAAAUCGAAGAGGAGCUCGGCUGGACAAUACCGGCGGAUCAACUGACGAAUUUGAGCGAGCUGGUUAUUGGUGAUGAGGCAAACAAAGAGGGAGAGGUGUUGCCGAGAGCGAUGUUUCCUAGUGCCGGGGGGUGUGACGAGUGUAUCCAGAUUUUCUUGCAUGAGAAGAAGAUUUCGAGGGAAGAGUUAAAGAAGACCACGGGGAAGCUUACGGGUUUGAGGGAUGAUGGCGAGAAGAUCACGCUGAAAUUAGUUAAGCUGGAGGAUUUGUGGAAGGAGGGCGCAAGGGACAGUAAGGCAUUGACUGCGUGGGCUCUCUAUGACGGUUUGAAGCGGACGGGAAAGUUGUGAAUAUCUAGCAUCAUGUCUACGAAAUUGUAGAUCCAAAUCUAUUGCAUUGCAUUCUUAU
Messenger RNA from Sclerotinia trifoliorum, 1163 nucleotides. The record is from the annotation of a GenBank genome assembly. Lineage: Eukaryota; Fungi; Ascomycota; Leotiomycetes; Helotiales; Sclerotiniaceae.